Limulus polyphemus (Atlantic horseshoe crab) is the source of this 1745-nucleotide messenger RNA. RefSeq lists its product as uncharacterized. Bases 208 to 1704 code for a protein of 498 amino acids. Lineage: Eukaryota; Metazoa; Arthropoda; Merostomata; Xiphosura; Limulidae. The transcript has 4 exons. The record is from RefSeq and is a predicted model, not a curated record.
AUGAUCCUGGGAGCUGGAGCUGCGUUACCGAGACACUUCCAUUUAGGAUCUUACCAAGAAACUGAAUCUUGCUAACAAAAACCACAAUCAGGAACUGGCAGCUGAAGUUAAUCGGUGCAAAGAAAUGAAAAGUCAAGUAUCUCAGCUGCAAGAAGAAUGUGAAAAUCUUCGAGCAUCGUUAAAGGAUAAAGAACGUGAACUGGACAGAUGAAUAUCUACAGUAAUUCCUUGAUUUUAGCCGAACGUCGCAGUAACUCGGUCACCACAAAUUCUACACCAACCCAUCACAAACAAAAGGGAAUCAAGUCCAAAGAAGUAUCGCACAAAAUGGGCAAAAAAGCCAAGUCACUGUCACCAAUACCACGUGACGACGGUGAGGAGUUUGAUAAGGAAGAUGAGCAUUCUUCUUCAACUUCAUCCACCCAGAAACUUUCCUCAUCAAGAAGAGAUGAAGAUCUUAAAUCCAAUGUAGAGAUUGCUAAACAGGUCAAGGAUGUGCAGCGUGAUAACCGUUACUGUAAAACACCACAAGAAACUGAGAAGUCUGCUGAUGUUGAUGCUAAUGUGAAGUUGAAUGACUUUACACCGUUGUUAUUAAAGAACGACUUGAAAGAAACAAUUUUCCAGACCAAUUACCACGAACUUGCAGACAAAAACAACCAGGAUAGUCCUUCGUUAGCUGCCGUCUCUCAUUCCUCAGGAAUCGAAAAUAAGAACGGAAAGAAGCAACAAACAGAAGUUGAAAAUGUUCCAGAAUUUCCCGUUUUAGACUUAACAAAUCCUCCAAGAUCCAUGAACCGAGAAGACGAAAGCAAUGAAGCAUUCCAUUCACCACUCUACAUGAAAGAAACAGUUGUUUCUCGUGUGACAAAUAAAGAUGUGUUGGAAGAUAAUUAUCCAAAUAAAAGUAACACAAGCUUUGAACAUCCACCGACAUCCCAACAGGAAGCAUCAAGUGGACAUUUUCAGACAGGGUUAGACCAAAAUAAGAAACAAAAGCUUUUGGCUAAACUUACGGAAAUUGACAAAAAUUAUAAUCCUUUUUCAGGAUCUUCAACUUCUGCGUAUUCUGUACGUAGCAGGGAAAAGUUAGUUGUUAGUGGGACAGCCAGUGCUAAUCAACCAACGUUCCUGCCAUCUGUCCAAAGAUCUAACAGUCGAAGGCUUUCGGAAGGCUCGGCUACGGAUAUCAGUUUUGGUUCCUACAAACCAUCUUUUGGCUUUGGAACAGCAUUCCUGAGUAAACCUUCCAGCAGCAUUGUCAGUACUGAUAAAUCUUCUGAUCAUUUAAGGAACAAGAAGAAAGCAGAAUUGAUGGCUUCACUAUUUAGCACAGAAUCAAAGAUUCAGCCUGCUACUCACCCCACGGAAUUGUCAAAUAAGAUUAAAGAGCAUAGCUUUGACGAUGGGUACGAUAAGAACUUGGAUGAUAAACGAUUUAAUCCUACUCAAUAUUUUAAAGGCCACUUUUCAACAGGAAGUAGUCUGUCUGUACCAGUUCUCUCUGUACCUCCUGAUACAGAAACAAAGAACUUUGGCAAGCAACUUCAAGCUUCUCCAAUAUCACAUUCUUUCAAAAAUACACAACAUUGGAAUCAGAAUAGCGACUUUUUAUCUAGUUCCAAACAUCUGUCUCUUAAUCAUCGUACAAAUAUCUCUAGAAUUUCUCCCAAUACAGAAGGAUUAGAAGAGUUGCUGAUGUAACUAUGGUUAUUUUAUCCAGUGAUGUUUUUGCUGUAACUAUG